GUUGAUUCUAGUUGUAAUUGUUUCAUUGUGUUGAUCGAAAAUCAUUUCAAAACUGAUUAAUAGAAAUGAAAAAAAUUUUGUUCCAAUUCUUCGUAUCAGCCUUUACCAUAGAUAUUUGUUGCGCAGGCCGUGUCCAACCAUCGGUGAAUAAAGGUGUAAUAAUAAACGAAUCAUUUGAGAGCACAACAAUCCCCACCAGCCCAACAACAAGAACCACAUGGCCAGCCACCACGACAAGACCAAAGGAAUGCCCUUUUUUCGAAGACAAUCCUUAUGGUGUUCUCUGUUUUUACUGGGGUGGCCAGUGUUAUUGCUACGCAAAAACGAGUUCCACGGACUGGAAUGGAGCCAAAGAAUUUUGUAGGGCCGGCAAUAUGACUUUGCUCGCUGUUGAAACUGAAGAAGAGGACUAUACCAUCUUCGUUAAUGGAAAAUACAACCCAGGAUUGUACUAUGCUGAAUAUUGGACUGCGGGAAGAUACUCCCAGGAAGAGAAUAAUCAGUGGGAGUGGGCCUCAACCCAACCCUUCAUACCAAUGAACUACACUCAUUGGUACGAGGGAGGACCUAUAAGCAGCGAACCUGGAAACUGCGUGAGUUUUCAUUUCUCUUACACUGACUUUUACCAGUGGGGCUGGGGUGAUUAUCAGUGUAGCAAUUAUGCUGGAGCAAUCUGCGAAUCAGUUUCAGUGUUUUAAAUAUUAAUAAUGUAGUCAG
This is a messenger RNA of Daphnia carinata, 717 nucleotides long. Its product is annotated as C-type lectin domain family 4 member A-like. The record is from RefSeq and is a predicted model, not a curated record. Gene Ontology annotation, molecular function: carbohydrate binding. The transcript has 4 exons. Gene Ontology annotation, biological process: biological process involved in interspecies interaction between organisms. Gene Ontology annotation, cellular component: external side of plasma membrane. NCBI's taxonomy places the organism in Eukaryota, Metazoa, Arthropoda, Branchiopoda, Diplostraca, Daphniidae. The coding region runs from base 66 to 698 and encodes 210 amino acids.